Messenger RNA from Talaromyces proteolyticus, 1497 nucleotides. RefSeq lists its product as uncharacterized. The record is from RefSeq and is a predicted model, not a curated record. NCBI's taxonomy places the organism in Eukaryota, Fungi, Ascomycota, Eurotiomycetes, Eurotiales, Trichocomaceae. Gene Ontology annotation, molecular function: zinc ion binding; DNA-binding transcription factor activity, RNA polymerase II-specific. The transcript is spliced from 5 exons. Gene Ontology annotation, biological process: regulation of DNA-templated transcription. Bases 1 to 1497 code for a protein of 498 amino acids.
AUGCCGGGUUACCGUUUGCGAUCAUCCGACAAGUCGGUUCAAAACCAAACCCCAGCCCAAAAAGACCCGGACGUAGUUAUGUCUGAAGACAUAAUUAACCGUUUCUUCGAUGACAAGGCUUCUGAUGAGAACGAUGGAGAUUAUGAGGAAGAAAAUGAAGAAUACGACGAUCAGGAAGAUGCUGAGUGCGAGUCUGACGAAAUUUUUGUCAUCAACACUGCCGUAGCCGUAGGCAAAAUCCAGGAGGCUGCUGGGGGCAAUAUAGGAGCUGCUAAUCGGCCAGCGAAUGCAGGUAGUAGUAACAGCGAUGACUCGACUGAUCCCAUUUCAAUCGAAGCCCUGAGAUCGUGGUUCCAAGACGAGACCGAAAGAUUACAAAAGAAGAUCAAAACCAAACAAGAUGGGGUCAAAAAGGUCGAGCAUAAGAUCGCCAAUGACAUGGAGAGGUGUAUAGAAAAGCAGCGGGAGCUCCAAAAAGAAUACGAGAAGCAUAAUAAAGGCGACUACGAGCUGGAAAAAAUCAAGGAGGCGGCGGAAAUCUGGGGAAAUAGAGCAGCAAAAAACAAGGAAAAGAAGGAGAAGGUUGAAAAUGAGAUUGCUGAGUUGAAGGCUCAGCAAAAUGAGAUUUUAGCUAAUCCGAGGAACAUGUUUAUCAAGAAAAAGAGGGCCAAGACUACUAAGAGAGGGCCUAGAGCGCCGAGGUAUCAGCCUCCUCCGGAUUUUGAUCCUCUUAAUGGUGAUGAUUCGCUCUCGGAGAACGAGGAGUAUAAAAAGUCGAAGAAAGACGAAGGCUCGAGGACAAAUGCUAUGAUUGCAUGCCGGCGUUGCAGGCACAAGAAGACGAGGUGUGAUCAAGCAGACAUCCAAUGUGGUUAUUGUAAAAGCCAAGGAAAGAAAUGCCGCUACAAUGCCAUCUGGGUUCCAGGCAGACAAUUGACCUCGAACUACCUCUCUGGGCUCGAGAAAAAGGUCGAAGCACAAGCUGCUGAACUAAAGCAUUACGAGGAAGCGUCUCCGUUUCUAGUAAGCACCGCAAAUCCGCUUUCCGGUAUCACUGGUUACGGGCCUCGUCCAGCCGAUGAGGCAUUCCAGAAUUAUUAUCGACUCAUUCAUGGCAUGAAGCCGAAAGCCCAUGUCCCGCCUGUGCUAUCUGUUUUGGCGAAGACUCCUUCACCGGACAAUGAGGCAGGGCAAGCAAGACAAGAGCAAGAUAGAGACUUUGGAGGUAACUAUCCAUCGAAACGCCGGAAAACAGCGACUUCGACAAAUGAGAAUACAAAAGGUUACUCUCCAAAUCAAAGCAGUGGUAACUCACAGCAGCCUUCAUCAAACUUGACCACUAACACUGUUCUUCCUCAGCCACUUCCUGGUCAGGUGUAUAAGGGUGUCAACCAGUUCCAAACAUUGUGGGCAGAUGCCUUGGCUGGCAAUGGCUUCUCUCUGCCUCUGAAAAAUGAUCAAAUACUACAAUGGCCAACCUGGACUCAUGACUCCUAA